AUGAGUUGGAUAAUUGAUUCCGGUGCAACUGAUCAUAUGACGUUUGAUCCUGAUGAUUUUCUGAAUACUACACAACCUCGACGAACCUGUAUUGCAAAUGCCAAUGACGUUACUUAUCCUGUGACAGGGGCUGGCACUGAUAUUCACACUAAGGAGAUUCUUGGUCGUGGUAGUAAGAGAAGGGGGCUAUAUUAUGUCGAUGGCUUCAGUCCUGGCAUGACUAACAGUGUGACGCAUCCUUUUGAUAGCAAACAAAAGCAAAUCUGGUUGUGGCACCGUCGAUUGGGACAUCCGUCUUUUAGUUAUAUGAAGCAUCUUAUACCAGAUUUAUUCUCAGGUUUCAAGGACUCCGACUUCACAUGUGACACUUGUAUUUUGGCCAAGAGUCACCAUGUGCCCUACCCGUUGAGUACGAACAAGUGUACUACUCCAUUUACGUUAAUUCACUAUGAUGUCUGGGGACCUUCACCUAUCACUGCUCCUUAUGGUGUUCGAUGGUUUGUCACAUUCAUAGAUGAUUGUACACGAAUGACAUGGCUUUAUUUGCUGAAGAAUAAAAAUGAAGUCCUUUCCCAUUUUCAGUCUUUCCACGAACAGAUGAAAACUCAGUUUAAUGCUCAAAUCCAGAUUCUUCGCUCCGACAAUGGUGGAGAAUUUGUCAAUCAUAACUUUCAGACUUACUUCCAACAACAUGGAAUUAUCCAUGAGACAACUUGUCCUCAGACACCGCAACAAAAUGGUGUUGCUGAACGAAAGAAUCGACAUCUUCUUGAAACUGCCCGAGCACUUCUGAUUUGCGCUCAUGUUCCUCGCCAUCACUGGGAUUAUGCUAUUGUCACUACAGUUCACCUAAUCAACCGCAUGUCUUCUGGUGUAUUGACCUUUAAAACUCCAUUACAGAAAGGCUACCGUUGUUAUCACCCUCUUACCCAACGUACCUAUGUCACUUUGGAUGUGACUUUUCUAGAAUCUGAACUGUUCUUCCAUGACCCAUCAUCCAAUUCUACGCUUCAUGGGGAGAUACGAAGUGAAGAGCAGAAUUGGAGCAACUUGGAAAACGAAGAAAUUCUCCUAUGUACAGAAAUGAUUGAUCAUCCCGAGUUUGGAGCACAAGAUUACUCUUUGCCGAAAAGCAACCAAUCGCCCAUUCAUUGCGAUCAAUUACCUGACCCACCUGAUCCAUACGAAGAUAUUUCUUAUCUGAGUCUCACACCUACAAACAAUAUAGAACAACAAGAUGAAGACCCCCCUCUAACUCAACAGUACCAACAGACCAAUCUCCUGAGAAUAUCCUUGAGGCAAAAUCGUGGGAAGCCACCAAACCGCUAUUCACCUGAUAUUGGCAAGACAUCCAAGUAUCCAAUUGCAAAUCAUGUAUCCACUAAGAAGCUGUCUAAACCACUCAAGGCUUUUGUGCAUCAGUUGUCUGCUAUCCAUAUUCCAAUCAAGGUCUCUGAAGCAUUGAAAGAUCCUAAGUGGGUCUAA
Molecule: messenger RNA, 1485 nt
Organism: Prunus armeniaca (apricot)
Lineage: Eukaryota; Viridiplantae; Streptophyta; Magnoliopsida; Rosales; Rosaceae
Source: the annotation of a GenBank genome assembly